Messenger RNA from Brachypodium distachyon (stiff brome), 2066 nucleotides. RefSeq names its product heterogeneous nuclear ribonucleoprotein Q. The transcript is spliced from 9 exons. Bases 227 to 1774 code for a protein of 515 amino acids. NCBI's taxonomy places the organism in Eukaryota, Viridiplantae, Streptophyta, Magnoliopsida, Poales, Poaceae. Gene Ontology annotation, molecular function: mRNA binding. The record is from RefSeq and is a predicted model, not a curated record. Gene Ontology annotation, cellular component: nucleus.
UCUUCAUCUUCUUCCUCUAGCUUAGGGCAAAGCAGUGCUCCUCUUCGCCGUCCAGUGCCCACCUUGCUCGGCUGCAGAGCUUCCGCCCCGCCGUGCUGCACCUGUCUCCUCCCCUCACGAGCGUCGCCGUUGCCGGUUGGGUUCCGACCUCAGUGCGUCCCCGGCUGCCUCACCCCGUCGGCGGAUUGGUUUUCCCGAGUUGCCUUGGAACUUUGAGCUCUUCAAGAUGCCUAGGAGGACAGAAGAUGCUGCUUUUGCCAAACCAGCUGAACCAGAAGAAUGCUUGAAGUUCGAUGAUCAUGAAGAGGACGUAGAAGAGGAAGAAGUUGAGUAUGAAGAAAUUGAGGAGGAGGUGGAGGUGGAUGAUGAUGAAGAGGAGGAUAUUUUAGAGGAAGUAGAGGAGGUUGACGAGGAGGAGGAGGACCCUGAAGAAAGAGAAGUUUCUGAUGAAGUUGAUGAUAGGCAAGAUAGUGACAGUAAAUUAGAAGUCGUUCCUCAGCAGGAUGCCCCCAAGGAUGGGAAGGACAAAGACAAGCAUGCUGAGCUUCUUGGUCUUCCUCCUCAUGGAUCUGAAGUAUAUCUCGGGGGAAUCUCCAAUGAUGCAACUUCUGAAGAUCUGAAGGAACUAUGCGAGCCAGUUGGAGAAGUUGUGGAAGUGAGAAUAAUGCCAGGCAAGAGGGAAAGCAAGGGGUAUGCUUUUAUUACUUUCAAAACUAAAGAUCUGGCUUUGAAGGCCAUCGAAAAAUUGAGCAACAAAACUUUCAAGGGAAAGAAGAUAAGAGUCUCUUCCUCCCAGGCCAAGAACAAGCUAUUUGUUGGUAAUGUACCCAACAGUUGGUCACAUGAUGACUUGAAAAAAGCAGUUGAAGAAGUUGGUCCGGGAGUACUAAAAAUCGAUCUCAUUAAGGACCCACGUACAGAUCGAAAUCGGGGUUAUGGUUUUGUUGAAUACUAUAAUAAUGCAUGCGCUGAGUAUUCAAGGCAGAAGAUGUCGACACCAAAUUUCAAACUAGACACAAACGCUCCUACUGUCAGCUGGGCGGAUCCGAAGAAUGGUGAUUCUGCCUCUACUUCACAGGUAAAAUCUGUAUAUGUAAAGAAUCUGCCCAAGAAUGUUACUCAAGGACAGCUGAAAAAGCUGUUUGAGCACCACGGAGAAAUUACAAAAAUUGUUCUCCCUCCUUCCAAAGAUGGCCAUGAUAAUAGGUACGGUUUUGUUCACUUUAAGGACCGGCACAUGGCCAUGAAGGCUCUGAAGAACACAGAGAAAUAUGAACUCGAUGGUCAGCUUCUGGAUUGCUCGCUUGCAAAACCACCUGCUGAUAAGAAGGAUGAUACAGUGUCAGUAUCUAGUUCUCACAAGUCUAGUGCAAAAGGAGGUCCAUUGCUCCAUGCCCCACUUGGAUAUGGUAUCAUGCCACGGCCAGAUGCUUAUGGUGCACCUCCUUCUUAUGGUGCAGCACAGCCUAUGUUAUAUGCUCCAGGAGCUCCUCCAGGUGCAGCAAUGGUUCCAAUGCUUCUACCGGAUGGCCGUCUUGUAUAUGUUGUGCAACAGCCUGCACCACAGCAACAUUUCGCUUCCCCUCCACCCCAGGCACGUCAGCAUCACCAUCAGCAUCAGCAUUUUGCUAAUCCUUCGCCACAGGCACGGCAAGUUGGACGCUGCAGCGGUGGCGGUAGUGGUGGAUCAAGUAGGUCUGGGUCUGGUACAAAACGGCCGAGGGGAGAUGACAACAACAGUGGCAGUCGCAACAAGGGCCGACAGCGUCGGUGAUCUUAGGAGCUCCAAACAGCAGUACUGCACUUUGGUUCUAGGACCAUCUAACUAAGUAAUAAGUGUAAAACCGGUUGGUCCUAUUCUUUCGAACAGAGUUAAAUUACACCUUUAGAUUGUAUUGGUUUGUCUGGUAUAAUUUCUGCUGAUUUAGAUCCAAUUUAGAACUGACAAGAUUUAUGUCUGAUAUUUCGCACCAUGUCAUAUUCAUGGUAGCUUGGCUUGUCCUGGCAAAAAGAUUGAUCCAGGGCAGAUUGCAUAAGCACAUAGCAAUGGCACUCUUUCGAGCUUA